AGUUUCUCAGCGGUGCCGCAGCGGUGCGGACUCUGCGGGACGGGGCUGCCCGCGCUCCCGCACAACCCGUCCCGGAGCCGCCGCUCCAGGAAGCCUCUGACCCAUCAUGACGUUCAAGCAAGCGUCCAUGAUGGCCCCAGAGGCCGCAGCCACCACGGUGCCCGUGACCACGAUGGAGAACUCCACCGAGGCCGUGGGGCCAGGGGAGAGCAAGGAGGACAUGUUCACCAAGCUGAGGGACAAGUUCAUGAACGAGCUCAACAAGAUCCCCUUGCCGCCCUGGGCCCUCAUCGCCAUCGCAGUGGUGGCUGGGCUCCUCAUCCUCACCUGCUGCUUCUGCAUCUGCAAGAAGUGCUGCUGCAAGAAGAAGAAGAACAAGAAGGAGAAGGGUAAAGGCAUGAAGAACGCCAUGAACAUGAAGGACAUGAAGUCAGGCAACCAGGAACAUCAGGACGACGAUGAUGCCGAGACAGGUCUGACAGAGGGGGAAGGGGAGGAGGAGGAGAAGGAGCCAGAGAACCUGGGCAAGUUGCAGUUCUCACUGGACUACGAUUUCCAGGCGAACCAGCUGACAGUGGGGAUCCUCCAAGCCGCUGAGCUGCCGGCGCUGGACAUGGGAGGCACCUCAGACCCGUAUGUCAAGGUGUUCCUGCUCCCUGACAAGAAGAAAAAGUAUGAGACCAAAGUGCAGAAGAAGACUCUUAACCCAGCCUUCAACGAGACCUUCACCUUCAAGGUCCCCUACCAGGAGCUGGGUGGGAAGACGCUGGUGAUGGCCAUCUACGACUUCGACCGCUUCUCCAAGCACGACAUCAUCGGGGAGGUGAAGGUGCCCAUGAACACUGUGGACCUGGGCCAGCCCAUCGAGGAGUGGAGGGACUUGCAGAGUGGUGAGAAGGAGGAGCCAGAGAAGCUUGGAGACAUCUGCAUCUCCCUCCGGUACGUGCCCACAGCUGGGAAACUCACUGUCUGCAUCCUGGAGGCCAAGAACCUGAAGAAGAUGGAUGUUGGGGGUCUCUCAGAUCCCUAUGUGAAGAUACACCUGCUGCAGAAUGGCAAGAGGUUGAAGAAGAAGAAGACCACAGUCAAGAAGAAGACCCUGAACCCCUACUUCAAUGAGUCCUUCAGCUUUGAGAUCCCCUUUGAGCAAAUACAGAAAGUGCAAGUGGUCAUCACGGUGCUGGACUACGACAAGCUGGGGAAGAACGAAGCCAUUGGCAAGAUCUUCACGGGCUGCAACUCCACCGGCACGGAGCUGCGGCACUGGUCUGACAUGUUGGCCAACCCCCGGCGGCCCAUCGCCCAGUGGCACUCGCUGAAGCCAGAGGAAGAAGUAGAUGCAGCUCUUGGGAAGAACAAAUAGGAGGCUGUGGCACCACGGACAGUCCAAGUGCCCCGGAGCUACCGAUACCUCAGUUCUGCAACCUUUGGUUUUCCUUUCUUUUGGUCUGGUUGAAGCCGAAAACACCCUUUGAUGGCUGUGCAAAGGGUUUCCAGACUGUCCCAAUAGCUUCCAGGGCAAGAGGUUAAAGACAA
Molecule: messenger RNA, 1536 nt
Organism: Colius striatus (speckled mousebird)
Lineage: Eukaryota; Metazoa; Chordata; Aves; Coliiformes; Coliidae
Gene: SYT2
Product: synaptotagmin 2
Exons: 9
Coding region: 107-1363 (418 amino acids)
Biological process (GO): calcium ion-regulated exocytosis of neurotransmitter; cellular response to calcium ion; regulation of calcium ion-dependent exocytosis
Cellular component (GO): axon; dense core granule; synaptic vesicle membrane
Molecular function (GO): syntaxin binding; clathrin binding; phosphatidylserine binding
Source: RefSeq, a predicted model, not a curated record